AUGGCUUCUCAGCAAGAUUUUGUGGGCCGAGUGAUUGGGGCCGCUUCCCAAGGAGCAGUUGGUGCUGUGGUGGCAGCUUCGCUGAGCGCUGUAACGGAGCCCCUAGUGAACGCCAUGCUGGUGAAGCGAGUCUCUUUGAUGGAGGCAUUGAAGCUUUUGGAUCCUGAGAUGAUCAAGAAGUUCUUGCAGACCACCCUUGCUACCAACUUUAUCAAGUUUCCCUUCUUUGAGGCCACUAACAUCAUCAUGCAGGGCGUGGACCUGCCUCCCACGGCCAGGGGAGCUGCAUUGGGAUCCGUGUUUUGCACCAUCACUCUUCCUAUCACAAACUACCGCUUCCGCAAGUCUAUGAACUUGCCAGUGACACCAGGCAAUCUCUACCAGGCCUAUGGACCGACUGUGCUCCGGGACAUCAUCUAUGGCAUUGCUCGCAACAAGGUUUCCGUCUUCCUCAACAACUUGAACCCCACUUUUGCAGGCACCAUGAUGGGCCGAGUUGUGAACAUGUUCGCCACUGUCGUGGCGGCAUGUGUUCUAUCAGCCCCAGGCAACGAGUUGCGCGGCUACUGCUUGCAGCCACCGGACCGCAAGCAGUCCUUUGGCGACUUCUUCCAACCAGCCAAGUUCAUCAGAAGCACAUCCGUGGGUGCUGUGAUCAUGGGCAUUAGCUUGGCCAUUGGCACAAUGGCGACACCGCAGGUGGAGAAGCUCGUCGGGGUUGUGAAGGAGUACUUGCAGAAGAACCCAGUGAGCUAUGUCUUGAUCGUGCUCUUCGUGCUCCAGCAGAUCUUAGCCAUGAAGCGCCAGGGUGAACUGGUGGAGAGCAUGGAGAAGAGGAGCCGGGUCCUGCGUGGUUUCUGCGCGGGUCUGCUUUUCAUUGUGGUUGCCGUAGGUUCAGUACAAUUCGCUGUAUUUUUGUAG
Messenger RNA from Durusdinium trenchii, 921 nucleotides. NCBI's taxonomy places the organism in Eukaryota, Dinophyceae, Suessiales, Symbiodiniaceae. The record is from the annotation of a GenBank genome assembly.